AUGAACAAUGAACUGGACAAUCCAGAGAUUCUAGAAACGGAGCAAGACGAAGAUAACACCAAUAAUACUAUCACGAAUACUUCUGAACACGACGACGGCGCCGCCGAUGACUUGGAUGUUUCUUACGUUCCUGAGGAAAACGAUUCUGGUAGUAGUAACUCUGCCAAUGAAGAUAAUUCUAAUUACAACGAAGAAAGAAACAAUCCCGAUACCAGCCUACCUACUACAAGAACUCGAAGGAAGAAAAAAUUGUCUGAAUCAUGGAACUACAAUAUCAAUAAAUAUAAACGUUUAAGAGGUCAGCCUUACCAAGGUAAAAAAGAAAUUACCGGUACAUGGAAUUACAACAUUAACAAACCAGGGAAGUUCUUGGAAAAUCCGCGCAACUGUUCUCUUAGUAGAAAAAAACUGCAAUUCAGUGUCAAAAAAUGACGGAAGAAAACCGUUUAAAAUUUUCCAAAAGUCCGAAUACAAUGACUCGAGAUGAAAGAAAAUUGCAGGUACAGGCCCUACUGCAUUGCGACAAUGUUAAAAGAAGGAGAGGAGAACUUGAAGUGUCUAAAAGAAAGUAUUCUAUGAAAUAUUUUUUAUAAGUGGAUUUGGAAAGAAUUAGAGUGUGUAAGCGGAUGUUUGGUAGUACACUAGGUUUAAAAGAAACACUGAUAUUGUCUUGGAUUUAAUAACGAGCCUGGUGACCACCAGGGAAGCAGAAAAAGUGAAACAAGAAGGGCGAAAUUUGCGGAAAAAAAUACGGCUGUGUAUCAGUUUUUACAAUCCUUACCAAACAUGGAAAGCCAUUAUUCUAGAUCUUACUCGAAAAAAUUAUUUCUUGAGGUACUUUGGCGUUCAAAUGUAGCACUCUAUAAUUUUUUCAAAGCAGAAUAUUGCGGCGAACGUAAUCUAGAGCCUCCAUCCAUAGCAACGUUCAUGAAGAUAUUUGAAGAGCUGAACUUGUCACUCUACAUACCCAAAAAAGAUCUGUGCGACGUGUGCGAGGCAUACAAAACGAAGAACUUAUCUGAAGGUAAGUAUAACCUACACCAAACUUUAAAGCUAGAGGCACGUCAAGAAAAGGAAAAAGACAAAUCUACCAGCGAUGUUACAGUAAACGUGUAUGCAAUGGAUUUACAAAGCGUGUUGUUAGCUCCCAAAUCGACAGUCGCUGUAAUGUAGUACAAAACCAAACUGGUAGUACACAACUUCACUAUUUAUAACCUGAAAUCCAAAGAUGGAUUUUGUUUCCUGUGGAAUGAAAGCGAAGGGGCCUGGACUGCAGACGAAUUUUCCAGCAUAAUUUCUGUUUUUGUUGAACAAGAGAUAAUUUGUAAAGUCAGCUGCACAGCAUAAAAUCGUGUUGACUCAAAAGUAUUUGUUCAAAGGUCAUACUCAGAUGGAGGUGGACUCGAUGCAUGCAACCAUUGAAAGAAUAGCAUAAUA
This is a messenger RNA of Acanthoscelides obtectus, 1437 nucleotides long. The record is from the annotation of a GenBank genome assembly. NCBI's taxonomy places the organism in Eukaryota, Metazoa, Arthropoda, Insecta, Coleoptera, Chrysomelidae.